This is a messenger RNA of Phytophthora infestans T30-4, 819 nucleotides long. RefSeq names its product catechol O-methyltransferase, putative. The record is from RefSeq and is a predicted model, not a curated record. The transcript is spliced from 4 exons. Bases 1 to 819 code for a protein of 272 amino acids. NCBI's taxonomy places the organism in Eukaryota, Oomycota, Peronosporomycetes, Peronosporales, Peronosporaceae. Gene Ontology annotation, molecular function: O-methyltransferase activity.
AUGAAGUUUCUCAAGUCUCUGCUCGAUAAGAAGUCUCACAAAGGCGCCGAUCGUGCAGAUAAUGGUGCCGUGGUGACUAGAAAGCUGCCUCCCAUCGACUUGACACGGACGACUCGUUCUAUCACGAGCGCUGACAACGGGGAGAAGAAACCCAGAAUCGGGAAACUCACGCUCUCGGCCAAGUGCCUCGAAUACGUCAAACAACACGCAGAGCGCGGCAAUCCGACCUCCGUCAUCAACUGCAUCGACAAGUUCGCGUCCACGAACCACGUGAUGAACAUUAACCAAGUCAAGGGAGCAGUGGUUGACGAGGAGAUCCGCAAGAAAAAGCCAGUCGUGAUGGCAAAACUGGGCGCUUACACUGGCUUCAGUACCGUGAGGUUCGCGAGUCUGCAGCGCGAGGUCGUCGGCAAGGAGUCGCAUUACUACUCGUUUGAAUACUCGCCAGUAUUCGCUGCUCGCGUUCGUGAGAUGGUGGAGAUUGCGGGGCUAGUGAAUCAAAUGACGGUGUAUGUUGGGGCGUUCUCCGAGCAGUAUCAAGUGCUGCGUGGCAAGACCGUCGACCGCAGUAAGAGCUGCACCUUCAUCAUCGACCACGAGAAGACGGUCUAUUUGUCCGAUCUGAAGCUGAUUAUCGGCAGUCACACGUUGGCUCCCGGCUCUGUUAUCGCUGCAGACAACGUCGUGCGACCUGGUGCGCCCGACUACCUCGAGUUUAUUGAGAACAACCCUCAAUUCUCGACUGAGCGUCACACAAUCAGCUGUGGACGUGACGGCCUUUUGCUGCCGGACCUGUCCAUCGCCACAUUCUUGGGAUAA